AUGGACGAUGAGGAUGCGGAUGCGGCACCAGGGCCUGGGUCCAAGGGCAAGAGGCCGGAGCUGCCCAUGUUGGAAUUCGGGCGCCUAGGCCAGACCCAUGAAGAAAUUCCAUUACAUCAACAGCAUAAACAUCACGUCCAGCAUCUUCCUAUGUCUUACGGCGGCGGGGCGAGUCCAUCUCCACAGCCAAGCAAGCGUGUAGGCAGGUUGCGACUGGCGCGAUUUGCUCACCUGGACGGUGAUACAAAGGCUAAAGUCUCCCGCAGCGUUCAAACGGCUCACGUGAAGGAGUGGCUGCAUGCACACGGCUACGUGGUCAAAGCUGACAAGCUGCAUCCCGCGGUGUCGCGAGUCAUUGAAGAAUGGUUUCAGCUUGUGGACGACGACAACUCGCGGACGCUGGAGCAUGACGAGUUGCUGUCAGCCCUGAAGGCUGCGCAGAUCCCUUGCGAUGACGCCACAAUAAGCGAAAUGAUCAACCUUAUGGAUGUGAAUAAAGACGGCGUCAUCGACUGGGAGGAGUUUGAGGUGUUUAUGACGGAGGAGAUCGCGGCGGGCAAGAGCUUGCUAUCGGGCGAAUAUCUGCUGCCGUCGGGCACGUCCCUCAAUUUUGGCGUCAUGAUUGGCAAGCUCAAGCGUAACAAGCUGCUCCGGGAUAUCAUGGAGGACCCAAGUCGGCGCAACCGGUGGGCGGCCAUCGCCAACAACCCUGAUGCUCUGGGUCGGGAACUGGCGACCAUGCAGCAAGCCGUGGAGGCCACCACUCUGACUUUGGAGCACAUGAAGCGCAGCGAAGGCAGCGCGAUGCGGGGUGCCACACCCCGCACUCAGCUGGCCUCGGCGCUAGUGCGGGGCAUGGAUGAGGGCCGGGCCCGAGGCACGGCAGCAGGGGAGCCCGCGCGAAGCUUGGCGGUCAAGCUCCGUGCCGGGUUGCUUGGACAAGGCUGUGAGCUGUUACAACACGACCCUAUAUCACCUGAGCAUCCCAGAAACCCCGCUCGGCACAGCCAAGGUGGCACCCACCACAGCUGCAACCCCAUUCGCACGCCGCGCCGCGCCUGCCCCGACCCCGUCACCGUGCCUCUGACGCCGACGGGCUCCGAAGGCAACUUUUCGACAUGCAGCUCCCGAGACCCCUUCAUGCAAAUGCAUGUAUCAGCGCAGCGAGAGCCGCGGGGCACCAGUGGCGGGGCACCAGCCGCCGCUGGCGCCAUCACCAGGAAUGUAGCCACGGCAGCACCACCGUGCGGUGCUGGCAGCAAUGCCCACGGCGGCGGCAGAGAAGGCGGCAUGGCGCACGGCUCCGCCAUUUCGUAUGGCGUCAGUGGCGUGGUGCCGUGUACCUCAGCCAGUGUCACCUCCCUGGGAUGGUGGGCGGGGCAUGGGCCGGGGCCCUCUGCCUCAGGCGCACCUCAGGCCGUCACCGCCGCCGCCGCAGCAGCAGCAGCAGGUUCUACCCAAGACUCUCCUUCCAAGUCCCCUUCGCAGGCCCUGUCGCCCGCACGCAGAAGCAAUGCGCCCUUCUCCCCACGGACAGGCGGCAGCCAGGCGCCUAGCUCCCCUGUGUCCAGCCCUGGGUUGAUCAUUGCACGUGCCGGUAGCCGAUGUGGGUCCGCUGCUAGCCGUCAGGCUGUCGACCACAGGAGCGGAGGUGGCACUUCCGCCGCCGCGGCCCACCGCGGCCGUAGCCCAUCGUCUGCUACUGGCUCAAGUCCCGGUCCUGGCGCUAUCCUGCCGCGCCCAGGCAGCGGCCUCCAAACGGCUCUAGCUCUAGAACCGCAUUACCUUGCUGCAUCUACAGCCAGCUGUCGGGCACGUGCGCGGCCGCCGUCGCGUGUAAUGAGCCAGGUAAGCCUUAUGGCUCAGGAGCUGCGCGCCGCGCCGGGCCGCUACUCGGCGGAGCCGCCAGGCCUACCGGCAGCCGUGCUUGCGGCGACGCGGGGACAGUGGGGCCCCGUGGGGCCCGGCUGCUCCGGCAGCGGCUCUGGCGAUACGCAGGCAGGCGACGGGCUGCCGCACGCAAGCAUGGAUGAUUUUGUAAGCAGCGUAGGACAGGCUUCCAAGCCCGGCUGUGGUGAAGGCGUGGUGGUUCCUACCCCUGUGUCAACGGGAUGGGGAGUCACAGCAGCCACCAGCGGCUUCCUCUCCUCGGAUGAGCGGCCGGCGUCGCCACCCCCACCGCCACUGCUACGAUCGCACCGCAGCAGUUGCAGUACGUUGCCUGUACUAACAAGCCAUCGACCGGAGCUUCUGGACUGCACCGUCAUCGAUGAGGAGCGUGGCAGUGUGGGAAAGGCAGAUGUUGCGGUGUUGGGCACAACCAGCCGUGCAACCUUGGACAGUGGGACCAGCAGUAGAAGUUACAAGGCUGGUGCUACGGCUGCUGCAGCACCCAGCCUUCCCGAAGUUCCAUCGCAUGUGCUAAUGCGGCUACCGGGGACUGUGGCAUUGGAGAACCCCGCAUCGCCUGGGGGGGCGCUCUCAGCGGCGGUGCAUCUCCUGGGGCACACAGCAUCUCCUUUGCCCGAGCCGGCAACAAAUCCUGUGAAUAUCAGUAUGGCCCCCUGCGCAUCUGGGGACCCGCGUGAGGUUAGCUCACGUCCCUCCUGCAGUGCCGCCGGUUUGAGCCCGUACGCUUUAUGGCAGUGCCAGGGCCCGAUAGCCACCGUCGCCGCCGUCGGCACUAUCACCACCGCUGUUGCACCACAGCUAACGGGAAUGCCGACCAGCAUGCAGGGCGCCGUAUUGAGCGACACCGUUACUGCUUCAACAACCACGACAACUGUCACGAGCGGAAGUAAAGCAUUAAAGCCCACUUCCAUUAUGCUGCGUAUCAGCCCAGGGGCCGCUGCACACACUGGUGGUGUGACGGCUCGGUAUGGCGACACCAGCCGCGGUGAUGGCGCGCCGGUUGCUUCGCCAACACUUUUGCUGCGUCAACGCAGGGUCUCUCGCGGCGGAAAGCAGCGGGGUUCUGAAGGGAGCGGCAGCGGCAGCACACGGGGCUCCACGGCAGAUGGUGCGCUGCCCUAUGCCACGCACGGAUCAGCCGCCACUGCCGCGCUGGAUGGACCGGUCUCAGGAGUCGAAAAAGGUGCAAAGUACGGCCCGAAUACGCUGGGAAUCCCAACAGACGAGGCCGCCGCUAGUUUUUGGCUGCAUCACAGCCAUGACGGGGAAUGCCUGUACGCCGGGGACGAUUCGUGUGAUGUCGAUGGCGAGGGCGUUGGACACGUUUGGAGCCCUGGUCGCAAGGCGCCAAGGAAGGCCUCUGUGCCGAGCGGCGACGGCGGCGGGGGUCGGAAGCGCACCUGGAUGCGGAGCAGACCCCAGGCAAGUGGGAGCGGCGAUGGCGCAGGUGCACGGCACCGCAGGGAGGCAGCGGCGACGGCGGCAGUGGCAACGUUACUGCUCGACUCGAUGCGCUCCAGUGCAGCCGCCAGCGGCGGUGCCGCCUCAUCUGCCCCGGGAUCUGCCUUAAGAGCCAGCAAGUCCCGCUCCAGCCCCCUGCCUUCGGCGCCAGCCUCCCCGGACGGCCGCGCCCCGGGCGGUGCCGCAUCUCAGGGAACUGACGCCGGCGCCACCAGUAGUAAUUGCCGUGGAGACGCCAACGGUAGCCCUGUACGGCCAACGCAGUCCUUGAUAGGGCCGCCGGAGGGCAGGCCGCCCUCACGCACUAGAACGCCUCUGGGCGCCAGAGGGGACCGCGAGGACUCGUUGGACUACAGCUGGCGGGCCGCCACAGCGAGCCUGCUACAGCUGCAUAUGACCCACCAGUUGAACGACCCGGCUGACGGCCGGAGAGCUUGA
Molecule: messenger RNA, 3810 nt
Organism: Volvox carteri f. nagariensis
Lineage: Eukaryota; Viridiplantae; Chlorophyta; Chlorophyceae; Chlamydomonadales; Volvocaceae
Exons: 6
Coding region: 1-3810 (1269 amino acids)
Molecular function (GO): calcium ion binding
Source: RefSeq, a predicted model, not a curated record